Messenger RNA from Mercenaria mercenaria, 1135 nucleotides. RefSeq lists its product as uncharacterized. The transcript has 2 exons. The record is from RefSeq and is a predicted model, not a curated record. Gene Ontology annotation, molecular function: protein binding. Bases 72 to 800 code for a protein of 242 amino acids. NCBI's taxonomy places the organism in Eukaryota, Metazoa, Mollusca, Bivalvia, Venerida, Veneridae.
GGAGGGCUAUUGUAUCAACUUCAGAUAUAAUAACAUUAACAGAAACUCGGAACAUUUAAACAAAUAUAAAUAUGAAAUGCUAUAAGACAGUCCAUAGUCUCAGAACGUUUAUCUUGAUUAUCCUUCUGCUACAAGGUAAUGUUUUUGGAGAGCCACAUUGCUCCAAAUUUCACUAUGAAGAACAAAUUUUAGAGAAAAUUAUUCGUUUGGAGUUCCAAAUGGAAAGAUAUAAGUCGGAAAUGGAGAACACGCAGAAGCGUACUUUGGAUACGUUAAACGAACUGGAAAACUUUAGAGAAAAACUCUCAACUGAGUUCAAUGGCAUAAAAGAACAAAACAGACUGGAAUUAGAAAACCGAUCUGAAGAUUUUAAAAUCUUAAAAGAUUCAGUUUCUAUUCCAACUGUUGCAUUCCGCUCACGGAGUCCAUCUACAACCAAUCCAAAGUCUGGCGACAAGAUUGUUUUCACAGAAACACUGCACGAUUCAGCGCAUUCUUACGAUAACAAAACUGGGAUAUUCACGGCUCCUGUCGCUGGAACCUAUCUGUUCAAUGUUCAACUUUGCUUAGCCACCGGUACGAGAUAUACUUAUUAUGCGAUAUAUGUCGAGUCUACGGCCGUAACUGGAACACUUCUAUAUGACUCUUCAGAGCGAUUUUGCAGCAGUGCCACUGCUAUUGUGCACCUACGAAAAGAUGACAAUGUAUACAUAAGAGUGCCCGACACAAAUGGUAAUGCAUUGCGAGAGACAUCUCUUGAGAGGAAUAUGUUUAGUGGAGUUUUGUUAAACAACAAAUAGCGUCAACUUAGCCUUUUCAUUGACUGAAAUAAAUACUGACUGUGGUUGCUUCAUGGUUUGGCAGGAAAAUAUUGAAAAUUUGAGUUAUAGAACAGUUUUUGCACAGCAAAUGUAUCUUUAUAUAUAAUGCACAACUAAUGAUUUUGUGAACAUGUGUUCUUUUCUAGGAAGCUGUACAUAUAUCAGAGGAAGAUCUAAGUUUAUUAAGCUUUUCGCUAUUAAAGGCGUACGCUAGAAUUCCCUGUAUAUGAGAUGGGCGAAAAUUUUCCCAAUAACAGAAUUUCUUUAAACUUUGGAUAUUGAAGGACAAUCAUCUAAGAAACAAAAAAAUGCAA